UACGCCCCUGGACAAACCCAAGAUGAUUCGACCUGAACGCACACAGGGACAUCAGAACAGGGGUCCGCGGCCAUUCACCAAUUACGCGCCAUUCGCUGCGGUGUCCUUAAUUUCUUAAAAAGCGUUUAAACAUCUAAUGAAAGCAUUUGGGGGCCCAGCGAUUUCUGCUGUCAGACGAUUCAGUUGCGUUUGCCUUUUCGCCGUGUGCGGUUCGGUCUUGUUUGGUCGUUUGGUCGUUUGGUCCUUUGGCCCUUCGGUGCUCCAGGGAGUUGUGGGGAGCGACCAUCGCAGGAUUAUGUCAUUGCAGUUAUGGCCAAGAUAAUCUCGACGAUCAAGGCCAUCCUCACGAGGAUCAUCUUCAGUGCGCACAGUUUGCUGGCCAUUUGGCAAGUGGUCGCCUUGAAGAGUGAUAUUAUAUACUGGGCACUAUGUGGACCACUCUUGUUGCUGCUGCUCGAGGGCAUCUUCACCAUCAUGAUCAAGAAGACACAGGAGUGGCGCUGGUUCUGCCCCUCGGUGUUUCUCUAUCUGAGCAGCAUUGUGCCGGCGAUUUGGCUCCUGGAGUUGGACAAAGUGGCUCGGCGAGUGGUCAACAUGACUGGGACCAACUCCACUUUUUCCAAUCCGAGCAACUACAGUUUGGCUGGAGGCAACGUGACUAGCUUGAACCCGAGCUCUAAUAACAGCAGCGGCGUACCCCCGGUGGCAACAUUGCUGGGUCAAGCCGGGGUCACCCUCUCGGUGACCCCGGACACCUGGACAACCCUCAUCGAGCAGUUCCUCAUGCUCAUCCUGAUCGUCGGCCGGUGGCUGCUGCCCAAGGGAGAUCUAACCCGGGAUCAGCUCAGUCAACUGCUUCUGGUCUACAUUGGCACGGCGGCGGACAUCAUUGAGUUUUUCGAUUCCUACAAGGAUGACUCUAUAGCAAGGAUCGACUUUCUCGUUUUCCUAACGCUGGGCAUUUGGUCCUGGAGCCUCAUGCAGUUCACAAUUGUGCUAUCCGCCACUAGAGGACGACGUCCCCGGGGCAGUGGAUCACAUCACAAGGAGGAACACACGGACUGUUGCCAAAAUUGCUGUUGUGGAAUUGAUGUGUGGGGAAUCGUACUCAAUGUGAUACUGCAGGAUGCGCCAUUCCUCACCUUUCGUUUGCUAAUUAUCUUUCAGUACAAAAUCAUUAACUACAUGAAUGUAUUUUUCACCUGCAAGAACUCCUUAGUGAUUAUCCUGCAACUGUAUCGACUAUAUGUGGUCAAUGCCGAGUUUUGGAAGAACCGACGGGAGAGUAGGAUGGCCAAGGCGCGUCAAUUUCAAUCUCGACGAAAAGUACAGGAUGCUGAUCAAAACAGUAUCUACAUGAUAUCCAAUGAAAGGGGUGGAGACCUAAAAAAGAAGAUCAAAAAGGCCAAAGACAAAGACUAUGCAGAGCACGAGGCGGCGUACAGUAAGAAGAAAAAGGAUAAGAAAGACAAGAAAAAGCGCAAGCGCAAGGACACCGGCUACUCCACGGCCAGUUCGCAGAACCUAUACUCCACCAAGGCGAGUGGCACGGAUAAGGAAUCCCGGCGCAAGGACAAAAAGGGCAAGAAGUCGAAGCGCACCUGCAGCAGUUCGCCCAGCGAAUGCGACUUGGCCAAGAAGCAGAAGCGUGGCAAGAACGCGGAUAAAAACGAUAAGAAAAAAUCUCGCAAAAUUGAGGCUGUUGUGGAGGAGUCGAGCAGUUCGAGUAGCAGCAGCUCCGAUUCCAGCAACUCCACAUUGCCCAGUUACGAGGUAAUUGACGAGAAGAAGGCCAGGCGCAGAAAGCACCGCGGAGGUAGUAGCGACACCAGUUCCGGGGACAGCAGCUCCUCCAGCUCCUCAUCCUCCAGCUCGGACUCGUCGUGAAGAAGACACUUUUUUGGAACUAACGCCAGUCGUUAGGGCAUCUAUUUUUGUGGCAGUCAUUUAUGCUUAUGUAAAUGACUGCGGCACUCUGCUCCAGGAGGGCACAUCUUUUGUAAGACCCCAAUGGACAGGUCGAAAAUUGUAUCAUUAAAGCAUCGAGCCCUAAACACGAAAAUACACUAAGCUUACGUUUUACAUAUUGAGUAUUGUAAGAUAUUUUUAGAAAUGGUUGCCUAAAAAUAGAAGUUAUAGACCUUAAAGUAUUACUUGUAUUACUAUAACUCGUCAACUAGAACUAGACAUAAAUGAAAGUGAAGCUGUGUCCAGAAUUCUUAAUAGAAUCUGUCUGUGCAAACACACAAAUUCGUAGUUCUCAAUAUCUUGAGAAAUUUUAUUGAUACCCCAAAAUAUUGAAAAAAUUGAAAUUUAAAUUAACAAUCUACAA
Messenger RNA from Drosophila gunungcola (fruit fly), 2332 nucleotides. Its product is annotated as transmembrane protein 26. The transcript is spliced from 7 exons. Lineage: Eukaryota; Metazoa; Arthropoda; Insecta; Diptera; Drosophilidae. The record is from RefSeq and is a predicted model, not a curated record. Bases 310 to 1887 code for a protein of 525 amino acids.